Fusarium oxysporum Fo47 is the source of this 867-nucleotide messenger RNA. RefSeq lists its product as uncharacterized. The coding region runs from base 1 to 867 and encodes 288 amino acids. Lineage: Eukaryota; Fungi; Ascomycota; Sordariomycetes; Hypocreales; Nectriaceae. The record is from RefSeq and is a predicted model, not a curated record. The transcript has a single exon.
AUGCUUGCCUUGAAGUACCGUUUCGAGAUGGAGGGGCUCCGGUCACACGGCGGGUCUAAAGACACUUCGACUUUACAAAGCCAACGAACUGUUGGUUUUCUAUACUGGCUCCUUGUAAUGUUUGAUACUGUUGUCUCGCCACUGAAUAAACGGCCUGUUGUUAUAGCCGAUGAGCAAUGCAUGGCAGGUUUCAUACAAAACACGGAGAAUGUACCUUGCCAAUGGAAACUCCAUAUGUUUCUGAAGGACGACUCCGAAAUGCCACAAUCUCUCCGCUGGCCUUACUCAGAAGAAGUUGCCUCAAGAGCGAUGACCAAAGCAGCUCCCAUCAAGGUUUUACUUUAUCGCCAACUAUCCUACAUCCAGAAUGCUUUGCGGAAGAGGUCGAGCACUCAUAAUAUCAUCAAUGCUGCAAAAGGAGCAAUUACUGUUUGUCGAUACUGGGACAUGACGUACGCCUCAUUUUUCCAAGGCUUGUUACGAGGCUAUGAUAGAGUUUCCUCAAAGCUUAGAAGCUGGGUUGUGUGCAUUUUCACAGCCUGGAACCUCGGUACACUGGUUCUCGCGGACUUGUUAGAGCUAGUGCAUGAGAAGGCAACUACUGGCGACACAAACAGCUAUAUUGAUAUCAGACUGAGCAGUGCAAUUAAUCUUGCUGAACUCGCCGGUGCUGUCGUUCCACAUAAGACUAGCCAUAUCAAACAACUUCCAAAAUGUCAUGCCGCAGUUCAAGAGAGUCCACUCUUGACAGAUCCUUGCACGUCAAUUCUGGUGGAAGCGUUUACGAGAGCCUCUCUUUAUCACCUGUCAACUAUUUGUGAGCUCAAAAAGCAUGAGUGGUUCGAUGUUGAAAUGGAAAGUUUUUAG